Messenger RNA from Cololabis saira (Pacific saury), 4774 nucleotides. It is a transcript of the gene gpam, whose product is annotated as glycerol-3-phosphate acyltransferase, mitochondrial. The coding region runs from base 244 to 2724 and encodes 826 amino acids. Gene Ontology annotation, molecular function: glycerol-3-phosphate O-acyltransferase activity. The record is from RefSeq and is a predicted model, not a curated record. Gene Ontology annotation, biological process: phospholipid biosynthetic process. Gene Ontology annotation, cellular component: mitochondrial membrane; plasma membrane. The transcript is spliced from 21 exons. Lineage: Eukaryota; Metazoa; Chordata; Actinopteri; Beloniformes; Belonidae.
CGUCAGAACACCGGCCGGCUGCUGUCAGACCAGCACGAGUUCUGCUCCUGACGCAGCUCCAGUCUCACACCUCUGUCCUCUUCUCCCGGCGGAGGGGACCUUGUGCUUAAAACCUUUGCGGCAUGGCGGAUUUGUUUUGUCCACGAGCAUGUUUUUGAGAUAUGAGUCAGCGUAACACAAUAUACAAGGUUGCCGGCAGCCUGUGUGUUUGAUCUUGAGGGAGGGGAAAGGGGAGCCAAGAAUAUGGAGCUUUCAGAUGGCCUGUUGCUGCAGGUCAACAAUGGGGAGCAGUGGUGUAACCGCUGGAAACAUCCCAUCGAAGAGUCAGACCGCAGCACCAGUCCUUCAGUCCUGCGUUGUGUCGCCAGCACGUGGAAGGAGGGCCUGCUCAACAGAAAAAGACCCUUCGUGGGUCGAUGCUGUCACUCCUGCACACCGCAGAGCUGGGAACAACUGUUCAAGCCCAGCAUUCCGUCUCUAGGGCUGCGUAAUGUCAUCUACAUCAAUGAGACCCACACAAGGCAGCGGGGCUGGUUAGCGCGCAGGCUGAGUUAUGUGCUGUUUGUCAUGGAGAGGGACGUCCACAAGGACAUGUUCACCAGAAACGUGGUGGACAAGGUGCUCAACAGCAGCAGGGUUGAGGCGGCAAUCGUGACAGUGGCCACAGAUUUGGAAGCCGCAGCCAGUCACCCUGGCCAGGAGCCCAAAGCGGUCAGUAAAGUAAAGCAGAAAGCCAGAUCCUUCCUACAAGAGAUGGUGGCCAACGUUUCCCCAGCAUUUAUUAGGCUAACAGGGUGGGUACUCCUGAGGCUGUUUAAUGGUUUCUUCUGGAGCAUCCAGAUCCAUAAAGGACAACUGGAAAUGGUCAAGAAGGCGGCCACAGAGCAAAAUGUGCCCAUGGUCUUCCUCCCCGUUCACAAAUCCCACAUCGACUACCUGCUCAUCACGUUGAUCCUGUUCUGUCAUAACAUUAAAGCCCCACAUAUCGCCGCUGGAAACAAUCUGAGCAUACCCAUCCUAAGCACCCUGAUCCGUAAACUUGGAGGAUUCUUUAUAAGGCGGAGGAUGGAGGAAACGGGGGACGGGAAAAAAGACGUUUUGUACCGCUCUCUUCUACAGACAUAUAUAGAGGAAUUGUUGCGUCAGCAGCAGUUUCUGGAAGUCUUCUUGGAGGGUACUCGGUCCCGCAGUGGUAAGCCAUUCCCUCCGCGGGCAGGCAUGCUGUCCAUCGUGGUCGACACUGUGUGCACGGGGGCCAUCAGAGAUGUGCUGGUGGUACCAGUCGGCAUCUCCUACGACCGCAUUAUUGAAGGCAACUACAAUAGUGAGCAGCUGGGCAAACCCAAGAAGAACGAGAGCUGGUGGGGAAUAGCAUGUGGAGUGUUCAGGAUGCUGAGGAAGAACUACGGCUGUGUCCGUGUUGAUUUCAACCAGCCUUUCUCCCUAAAGGAGUAUUUGGAUUCCCAAAGGAGCCGCCAUAUUCCACCACCAGUGUCCCUGGAGAAAGCCUUGAUGCCCACUAUUAUUUCUGCACAGCCUGAUGCACAGCUGUAUGAUGGUCAAGAAGAGCAACUGGACAGAGAGCUGGCUGAUGAGAUCUUUAGACGGCAGCUUAUUAACAACCUGGCCAAGCAUGUGCUCUUCACUGCGAAUAAGUCAUCAGCAAUCAUGUCGACCCACAUUGUGGCGUGUUUGCUGCUGUACAGACACAGACAGGGGGUUGUGUUGUCCAAACUCGUGGAGGACUUUUUCAACAUGAAGGAGGAGAUUUUGUCCCGGGACUUCGACCUGGGCUUUUCAGGCAACUCUGAGGACGUGGUAAUGCGUGCCCUCCACCUCCUGGGGAACUGCGUCAACGUGACCAGCAGCGCCAAUCGCAACGGAGAGUUUACUAUCGCUCCCAAUCAGACGGUGCCAGCGCUUUUCGAGCUUAACUUCUACUGCAAUGGCCUUUUCCAUAUCUUCAUUUCUGAUGCAAUUAUUGCGAGUAGCAUCCUGUCACUGCAGAGAGAGCUAAUGAUGGAGUCAGAGUCGGAUCAGCAGCCUGAGGAUCCCAGGAGUCUCCUCCUCAGUCAAGAGAGGCUGAUCCGUAAAGCCGCUGGUCUCUCCUACUUCCUCACCAACGAGGUGGCUAUAGCACCACCAUGCCAGACAAUUUACCAGAUUUUCCAUGAUGCAGUAUCUCGGCUGAUCCAAUACGGAAUCCUCUAUGUGGCAGAGGAGGACCAGGAAGAACUGAGCCCCAGCCCCACAGAGGAACCUUGGUCCAAAAAGUUCUCAGAACCUCUUUCCUGGAGGAGCGAUGAAGAAGACGAGGACAGUGACUUCGGAGAGGAGCAGCGAGACCGCUACCUAAAGGUGAGCGUCUUACCGGAGCACCAGGAGUUCUUCAUCUUCCUCCAGCGCCUGCUCAGCCCGGUGCUGGAGGCCUACAGCGGGGCGGCCAUCUUUGUGCACAGUCUGAGUCAGCCCAUGUCUGAGUCUGAAUACACGCAGAGGCUCUUCAGAUACCUGCUCACACGCACAGAGAGAGGAGUGGCUGCAUACGGAGAAAGUGCAACUCAUUACCUUGUCAAGAACACAGUGAGGACAUUCAAAGAGCUUGGGGUCCUAAAAGAGAGAAAAGAGAACAAGGUGACAACUUUGGAGCUCAGCAGCACCUUUCUACCUCAAGCCAAUCGAAAUAAACUCCUGCAGUACAUCUUGGGUUUCAUCCUGCUGUGACGGACAUUACCUUUGCAGACCCAGGCACCUUCCAACAAAGGGCUUCUACUGGUUACUUCUAAACAAUCCCAGGUGCUACUCUGUGGAAAGCUUUACCAGGAAGUGCCUUCGUGUAAAAUCCACUAACUGUUGGCUGUUAGCUGGAAGCGACUUGAAGCCAGUCUUCCCUAUUUUGUUCCGACUAUCUGCAGUUGAUUUAAUGCAUGUGUAGUUCUUUGAAAAACUACUUCCAGGAAACCAACUUGUCUUCGGGAGUAUCGCCAGCAAAGUUAGUUUUAAUCUGAUUAAAAUUUUAAACUGUUAAAAAAAAGAUGAAGAAACAACUACUCGAGCUGGCUAGAAAAUGAAAUUACUUUUACAACAAUACAAACAAAAGAAGCUGCCUUAUAGCCAAGUCAACUGGUAAAUAAAAUAUGCAUAUAGUUACUAACUGUAAACACAACUAACACUAAAGGCAUUUUUAUGUUGACUCUCUGUGCUCAUUCUAAAACUGCUAUAAUCUCUUUAGCGUCCUCUGAUUUCAAACCGUAGAAAAUGUUAAAAUGUAGUUUCACAAACGGCUAAGAGACUCUUGUAGAUACAGUAUAUCACAGAAACAAUGCCACAUGUGUAUAGUGCAUGUACGUACAUGCACUCUGGUGUCAUAAGGAUGAAAUGUAUAAACAUUUGACCCGAAAAAUGGCGUGACAUUUGAGAGGUGCGGUGUCCCGGUAAAAUAUGUACAUAUUCAAAUCCUCAUUGGAAAAAAUAACAUUUAAAUCUCUCAGUUCAGUCGACGUCAGCUAGUCUUCACGACUACUUGUUAACGUCAUCAAAGCAGUUAGCCGCAAGGUACAGUAGUCCAAACAUUUAGAAAUAUCUAUUCAGCAACUACAAAACGUACCCAUUGAAAUGUUGGUACACUUGAGGCCUGAAAUCACUUACACCGGAAGUUAAGUGCAUUCAAACCACUGCUCUCUAAGUGCAUUCAGUUAUAGCUUUCAUCAAGAGUGUUGAUGAAAAAUGAUUUUUCUGCAGCAACUUUCACUUUUCAAUGAAUGUUACAUCACGCAGCACUUAAAAAGCUAUCGUUACCAGCCAUCACACAUACACGCAUACAAAUGCCGCUUGCUCAGACAGAUCUCAUAAAGCAAGUAUUUGCGCUUAUCACCAUCUCUGGGAUUUGGAGUUAUCACAAUCCUUUUUUUUUUUUUUCUGUAUUAUUCUGUACAACCCGUUGUGGCACCGUUACUUUGCUCCACUAAUUGGAUAUUGGUAAGUGUUGCAUUAUGUUGUAAAAAGAAACGUUACAUGUCCGUGGUCUAAGUUGGGUCAAGUCGCUGAAAGUUGCCUAUUUGUGAUAAACAAUGUAGUGUCUCUUUUAAUGUAAAAAAAAAAAAGAAAUAUGAAGGACAAGAGACGUGCAGACUGUUGCUGGGAGCAGCGAAGGUUACAAUAACUAAUGCAGUAGUCGUUUUUAACUGAGAGGAAGUUGGGGUUUGUUUUUUGUCUGUUUUUGGGAUUGUUGGCUUGACUUUAAAAUAUUCAACAUUGUUUACUUACUUUUGCAAAAAGAAAAACGUGCUGGAAAUGCAUUUUAAACUACCACUAAAUUAAUUUAGGUCAUUUCUGUGCUUGCUUUGUAUCAGAUACAAAAAAAAAGAACAAAGUCAAUCCUGAGUUGAAUUGCAGCUGCACUGCACUACGCUUGUGAUGGCAGAACAUUUAAGUUGCUAUUCAUUGUAAAAGAACUUCAUACUGUCACAAAAACAUUUCACAUUUACAUGUUUUUUUUUCAUAAGCAGUUAUAAUUAAAAGUGUGAUAGAAUUUGAAUGUGAACAUAAUUGUAAAAAAAACUUUAUACAUUGUGAAACGGAGGAAAGGCAGCAUGUUAGAAAGAAUCAAAGAAAGUCUGAGGAAUCCUUUUUGGGAUUGGAAGGAUUAGUAAUCUCACACUGAUGGUGCAAAGACGUAGAGAACAAAACAUUCAGAUGAGUAACAAUGGACCACAAUGCUGCUGGUUACAAUCAGUUCAAAGUGAAUUUUCUGAAAAUACACCUUUAUUUCAAA